Molecule: messenger RNA, 1142 nt
Organism: Epinephelus moara (kelp grouper)
Lineage: Eukaryota; Metazoa; Chordata; Actinopteri; Perciformes; Serranidae
Gene: guca1b
Product: guanylate cyclase activator 1B
Exons: 4
Coding region: 251-844 (197 amino acids)
Biological process (GO): visual perception
Cellular component (GO): photoreceptor inner segment; cone photoreceptor outer segment
Molecular function (GO): calcium sensitive guanylate cyclase activator activity; calcium ion binding
Source: RefSeq, a predicted model, not a curated record
UCCCGACUCUCAGAUGAGAUUUGCCACAAUAGAGAGCACAAUAACCAUCCGGCCUGUAUGGACCUUUAUGCCAUUUUAAUCGAUUUGAUUUUUGCUGAUCUGCACAAAUUUUGUCACAGCAACUGGUUCGAUAACCGAGGAUUGAUUGAAUUCUGAAUUCUGUAAUGUAGAGAGUCACUAAGGUCAAAUAGUUUCAUGUAAUGUAAGAAAUAAUUUUAGUCUUUACUAAGUUAAAGAAGGAUUUUCCACGAUGGGUCAACGCCUGAGUGAGGACUGCGACCCAGACAAGGAAAUUGAUGUGGCAGAGCUGCAGGAAUGGUACAAAAAAUUUGUGGUGGAGUGCCCCAGUGGAACUCUCUUCAUGCACGAGUUCAAGGGGUUUUUCGGCGUUACUGAAAACAAGGAGGCCGCGGAUUACAUUGAGAAUAUGUUUCGAGCCUUUGACAAGAACGGAGACAACACCAUUGAUUUCCUGGAGUACGUGGCAGCCUUGAACUUAGUCCUGAGGGGCAAACUGGAGCAUAAGCUUAAAUGGACAUUCAAAAUGUAUGAUAAAGAUGGAAGCGGAUGCAUCGAUAAAACUGAGCUUCUUGAAAUCGUGGAGUCUAUUUAUCGACUGAAGAAAGCCUGCCACGGAGAGCUGGAUGAAGAAUGCCAUCUGCUGACCCCAGACCAAGUGGUCGACCGGAUAUUUGAGCUGGUUGAUGAGAAUGGAGAUGGGGAGCUCUCACUGGAUGAGUUCAUUGACGGAGCACGGAGGGACAAGUGGGUGAUGAAGAUGCUGCACAUGGACGUCAAUCCCGGGGACUGGAUCAACGAGCGAAGACGCAGCUCUGACUCCUGAGGCUCGAACACGGACUGCCAAUCUGUCACGUACACACAUCCUUCAUGUGUGGCCAAUCAUGUUCUGAUUUUGUAUUGCAGUUUCUAUGUAUAUAAAAGACAACACCAUAGUCUCCUGUCGUUGGUCUGUCUGCAUUAGGUUCAACACUCAACAGUAGUUUUGACUUAUAGGCACUACAGUCUUGUAGGUCUGUUAUAAUGUCUGUAUUUCAUAGAUGCUGCAGACAUAAGGUGCUUACUUACUUUCUUUUUUUUUCUUUGUGCCACUGACUGUGAUUCAAUAAACAUAAUUAAAGGAC